This is a messenger RNA of Caenorhabditis remanei, 3705 nucleotides long. RefSeq lists its product as uncharacterized. Bases 1 to 3705 code for a protein of 1234 amino acids. The transcript is spliced from 8 exons. Gene Ontology annotation, molecular function: protein tyrosine phosphatase activity. Lineage: Eukaryota; Metazoa; Nematoda; Chromadorea; Rhabditida; Rhabditidae. The record is from RefSeq and is a predicted model, not a curated record. Gene Ontology annotation, biological process: protein dephosphorylation.
AUGCUUAUUAGAUUAUUGAACGUCGAUGGAGAUGUUAACAACGACAUUUCAUUCGGAAUCUCGAUUCAACAAGGACUUACAAAGGGAUCCAUUCCGUCGGAUAUUCUCAUCUCCGAACUUUUGAAUCUUGGAUCACUGACACCGUCUUCCGUUCAGAAUCUUGAAUCGGAUGAACUGAAACUGUUGGUCACCGAUAUUCAGGAUCUACCGAACAAAUUUUCGAGUAAUCCGAAUAUCGAUCGAGUGGAAUCUCGAUUCUUGAUCUACGCGCAAAUUCUCGAAUGGACGAAAGGAAUCGGACAAAAUCUGAAUGUGGAGAAGCAAUCGGAAUAUCUGACAGCAGUUCAGGCAUUGGAAAAAGUGAAUUACGAUCCGAAUGAACUGAACAAAGCUGUGAAAUAUUUGAAGAAUUUUAUAACGCCACUGAUCUCUCUGGACGAUGACGGAAAGACUGAUGAAUACAAGACCUACAUGUCGUUGUUAACAUCUCCAUCGACGUUCAAUAAUCUAAUAAGCAUGGAUAGCUAUAAAUCGUCACUGCUGAAACAUGAAGUACUUGUGAAUGGAGAUGAAAUGUUUGGACGACUGAAACUAGUCAGUGAUGCUGUUGAAUUGUAUCAGAAGAGAACGGACGUCAUCAACUAUUCAUCGAAUGACAAUUCCUUUAUGAAACAAAUCGGAGAAUUCAUAAAUACACUCAACGAGUUGGCUCAGAGGAGUAAAUCCCUCUCUCCUGCCCUCCGAUCCCUCUAUCAACUGCUCGUUUCGAGUCAUCAUGUAUCUGGAAAUCGAGAAUUGACACUGACUUCUGGAUUACCGAAUGGAUACACUGAAAUGGAAUCAAUCUCCGCCGAUUUAAGUGAUCCGUGGAUACAAUCUGCUGUCGAUGGACAAUCGGAAGCUCUCUCGAAGACACUCGAACCAUUGCGAUCACUGAUUGAAGAACUGAAGAAUCUGGGUGGAUUGUUGACGUUGGAGGAUUCUGAUUCUACUCUUCUCUCGUCUGCAAUUGAUGAAACUGUCAAAUUGACUCAAUAUGUCGGUGUCUUCGAUGAGAAAUUCUCCAAAUCUUUUGAAUCGAUGAAAAUCACAUCAUCGAUGUCUGACAUGGAACCAUCAAAUAGAGUAUCCUUUAAUCCACUUCUAGACAACAUUCUUCUCCUUUCGAAACAUAUAAAUGCUCUUCAUAAAGUUGUGACUGCCGUGGAGACGUUGAAGAAGGACGAGGCGAAACAUAUGAAGAAUGUUCUGGAAAUUGCUGCAAAUCCGACACCUGACACUGCCUACUCCCAACUAGACAAACUGAGAGCAAGUCCUUCGUUCAAAUUCAUUGUCGAUCUGCUUCGUGGUGCCGAUGAAUCGAUUGGUAUCCUGACACCGGAUAAAUCGAAGAACGAUUUGAUCAUCACGGAGACCGCAAAGAAGAUCACUCCAGUUUUCGAUCAACUUGAGACGUAUUUGAAUGGAUUACCUCACUUCUUGACCCAAUUCGAUUCUCUCAGCAAAAUCAGUGGAAUCGAUAAACUUGGAGCAGCAGUGAGUACGAUUCAGAAGAUUCGGAAGACACAAUUCAGUGGUGGAAGUUUCGAGAACGUCGUCGCGAAGGUGGAGGAGGUGAAGACGUCGUUGGCGAGUCUCCAGAAUUCGAUUGCUGGAAUGAAGGGAAAAGAUGAGGAUUCCAAGUUGCUGAUGGAACUGAAUGAUGUGCUCAAAGACUCCCAAACAGUCGGAUCAGCGACUCGUGUAUUCAGAAGUAUGGAGAAGACUGAUAAGGAUCGAAUCGUUGUUUUGGAUCAAGUCACUGUAGGAUUGAUUCAGAAUAAGAUGAAGCAAAUGGAUUCAGAAGAUCAGAAGACGUUGAAAGAGCUUCUCGCAUUGGAUGCACAACUGGCAGUGGUGUAUGGACAAGUGGGCGGAGUCAAGAAGUCAGCGACGUCUUCUCCAACUUCUGAUCUAUCCUCCCUUCAUCCCAUCUUCUUGUUGGCGAAGAAUUCUCCUGGAACGUCUACAAACUUCUUAAAAAUCGGAAGAUCUGUUGUGAAUCUCUCCAAGGAUUCCACAUUGACUUCAGAUCAACAAAAAGCGAUUCUGGAGAUCAAGAAGAAGUUGGAGACGUUGGAUUCCUUUGGUUUAGACUUCACUCGUCAUCAUUCGGCUAUCGAUGAAUCCAAGAAGUCACUCGAGCAACUCGACGUCUUCUUCUCUUCUUUCAAGUCAAAAGUGACAGCGAUUCCAGUCAAACCAAGACAAUCGAUACCCGGGAAACAACCAGUUGCACCACCAUCCGAUUCGAAUGCACCAUCUGGAGCACUUGGAGGUGGCGGGGCAUCCAUCGGAAAAAAGAAAGAUGAAAAAUCAGAUGGAUUCUGGGAUAAAUAUGGAAUCUGGAUUAUCGUAGUUCCUCUUUUGGUUCUGAUUGGGUCGGCUUGCUUCAUCAUCUUCUGCCUUUAUCGGCGUCGAAUUCAGAAGCGGAAGCGGCUGGAAGUGGAAGCGAAGGAAAAAGAUGAGAGAGAAAAGUUGAUAAAAGCUCUUGAAGUUGUCAAUACUAAAGAGGAUGCGGAGGUCCAAAACACUCAAAUUUCUUAUCGAAUCGUCUUGCCCCCUGUCACACUGGAUAUCUGUCAAAAGUUCGUCCGAAAAACGUUCAAUGACAUUUUCGCCGAUUCAAAAGAACGACGCCGUACCAGAGAUAUAAUAAUUCAAGAGAAUUGCGAAACCGCGUUCCGGCCCGUCCACAAGGAUCGAAUGAAAUGGGGCGAUGCUCCAGAAGUCGACGGAGCGAUUCCAUGGACGAGAGGAGAGAUUCCAUUGCGUGCGAAAGGUCACUUUGGACUGUCGAGCUAUGAGAUGUUCGACGGGAAGCCGAAACCAGUCCUUCAUGCGAAUAUAUUGAAAUUGGAGAACGCCUUCGAGAUUUGUAUGAUGCAGAGUCCGCAAGCUGAAAAUUUGAAGAUCCCAAAGUACAGUACGAUUCUGCCGUUCUGGUUGGCUGUUCUUGAUAAGCAGUGCCAGUUCAUCGUGAUGUGGGAGGAUUUUGGAAAAGAUGACGUCAAUUGUGCACGAUACUUUCCGAUGGAGAGAGAUGAAGUGCUGACAUUUGAGAAGCUGAGUGUCAAGUGUGGAGAUGUUGUGGAACAUACGGAGAUGGAGUACACUGUUCGUACACUGACAAUCACUUAUCCAAACCGUCAAUCGAUCACACUACGCCACAUCUUCUUCGUUGGAUGGCCGGUGAACGGUGCGGUGCCCACAAGGACUGACGGAAUUCUAGAGAUUAUCCGGAUGAUUGAAUCAAGCACUUACCCUGUCUUCAUGCAUUGUGCCACUGGUAUUGGGCCAUGCACUGUCGUCCCUUUCGCCAUGUUGAAUCGCGAACGGAUUCUGAAAGAAGACGGAAAACUGCCGUUGUAUCAGACAUUUCCCGACUUGAGACUUGUUCGUGGUAAUGCGAUUUCGAAUAUUGAUGAGUUCGUAUUGGCGGUUUGUGUCACGUUCCGUCUCGUCUAUUCGGCAAUCGAUGAGACAAAGCUGGACAAGGAAACAAAAGAGUUUGGUGACAAACUCAACGCAGCUUACACAAGUGUAUUGGAGUAUCUGGCACGGGAGGUACAAGUCAAAAUAAACGAUAAGGAACAAGCGAAAAAGGAUGAAGAGUCAAGAAGACGUCGGGAGGUGGAGAAGGGGAAGAAAUCGGAGACGAAAUGA